AUGGCUACUACCUGGAUUGGGCGUUCCACGAUACCCAGCACUGCUACUCGGUGCCAUUCGAUCAUAUUCAGGAAGCUACCCGACGGCGGCCAUUUGGUCCUGUACGAAGAAACUGAGUGCCAAGGCAAGUACUACAAGGUCGCUGCGACGCCGCGCGGGACGCUCAAGUACAAGGACGGAGGGUUUGAGAUCGGCGUUUCGUCCUUCAUGGUUUGGUCGUCGGGGAUAUACGCCACGAACGGGUUGACCAAUAUCUGCGAGGAUCACGACACAGAGAGGCUUGCGAUCAACUCGACUGCUAGCGUACUGGACAAUGCUGGGCGUUGA
Molecule: messenger RNA, 327 nt
Organism: Phytophthora sojae
Lineage: Eukaryota; Oomycota; Peronosporomycetes; Peronosporales; Peronosporaceae
Exons: 1
Coding region: 1-327 (108 amino acids)
Source: RefSeq, a predicted model, not a curated record